Pseudophryne corroboree (corroboree frog) is the source of this 5097-nucleotide messenger RNA. It is a transcript of the gene IBTK, whose product is annotated as inhibitor of Bruton tyrosine kinase. The record is from RefSeq and is a predicted model, not a curated record. Gene Ontology annotation, molecular function: protein kinase binding; protein tyrosine kinase inhibitor activity. Gene Ontology annotation, cellular component: nucleoplasm; cytoplasm. The transcript is spliced from 30 exons. The coding region runs from base 725 to 4765 and encodes 1346 amino acids. Lineage: Eukaryota; Metazoa; Chordata; Amphibia; Anura; Myobatrachidae. Gene Ontology annotation, biological process: negative regulation of protein phosphorylation.
AUUGGCCUGAGUGUGACUGGCACUGACUGAGCGCAUGGCUUAUGCAGACUCUCCACCAAUUGGGUUGGCGCUUACUCCCUGGGAGCUUUCUGUAUUGCGGCUGCUGCUGCCGGCUGCUGGGUUGUGUCUCCCCACUGGGUAGCAUCUAGUUUCUCUUCGUGGUCCUGUGUCCCUGUGAUGAUGAGGAUGGUAGUGUCUGUCAUGUCCCUGUGUGCCCCCAGUUCCUACGCCUUCAUCUAGCGACUGGCACACUAUUGAUCGUUUAACGACCCGUCGUGUGUCCAGAGAUAUCAGGGGAAUUGAAGGGAAAACGUGCCUGGAAUUGGAUCGGAUGCUGGUUGUCCUGGAGGUCACUUUGCAAUCAUGGAAAUUUAAAGAAAGAAACGUCCGCAGAGUGGGGGGUGGGGCCCUCCCUCUGGCCUAGCUGCCUCAUCUCUCAGUACUGGACCCAUGGCAUGAACUUAGAGGAAUAUAUUGCACAAAUCUAUUUUUAUAUACACUUUGGGUUGGGGACAGACUAAACUUGUUUACAUUUGUAUAAAUAUAUAUAUAUGUAUAUAUAAAUAUUACGGUGCCAAAGGAUCUUUUUUUUUUUUUUUAAACUCACCAAGAAGAAAACUUUGCCAUAUGCAGCUGGCCUGUCUAAGUUCUAUUAUUGGAAUUUGGAUUCUUUACUCUUAGCAAUUUUACCAGAAAACUUACUCCGCCUCGGGAAACGGCAAGGAUGGAUCUGAUAUGGCCAGAAUGCACUAUGCGGUGCCGCUCUCUCCAGCACGCUUUGGAUGUAAUAUCUGUGGUGACCAGGGGAAGCGAGCAGCAGAUCCAGGCAUUUCUCUCUUCUUAUUGCUGCAAUGCCACCACAUUAAAGGAUGACCUUGGGCGCAAUGUUGUGCAUAUUGCUGCAUCCUGUGGCAAAAAAAGGGUUGUGGACUGGUUAGCUGCAAAAGGUGUUGACUUAUCAGUUAAAGACAAAGAAUCUGGGUGGACAGCUUUGCACAGGAGCAUCUUCUAUGGGCGUAUAGAUUGUGCUUUGUCCCUCUUAAAGCAUGGCAGUAAUCCUAAUUUCCAGGAUAAAGAUGGUUUCACUGCUCUGGACCUUGUAAUGAAAGACCGUCCAUCCCACAUUGUUUUCCAAACUAGCGACCCCACUGAACUGUAUACUUGGGGAAAUAAUAUAAAUUUCACCUUGGGGCAUGGCAGCCAACAGAGCAAGCAUCAUCCUGAAUUGGUGGACAUGUUCCCUCGUUCUGGCAUAUAUAUCAAACAGGUGGUGCUGUGUAAAUUUCAUUCAGUAUUCCUUUCUCAGAAAGGCCAGAUGUACACUUGUGGUCAUGGACAGGGGGGGCGGCUUGGUCAUGGCGAUGAACUCACAUGCCUGGUUCCAAGACUGGUGGAAGGUUUGGCUGCUCAUUUAUGUAUUCAGGUGGCUGCUGCAAAGGACCAUACCGUAGCACUAACUGAAGAUGGAUAUGUUUACACCUUUGGCUUAAAUACAUUUCACCAACUGGGAAUCCUGUCAUCCCCCUCAAACUGUAACAGCCCAAAGCAGGUGCAGGCUAAAACUUUGAAAGGCAAGACUGUAAUAGGGGUGGCUGCUGGAAGGUUUCACACUGUGUUGUGGACUAAAGCAGCUGUGUAUACAAUGGGACUCAAUGCUGGUCAAUUAGGAUAUUUGCUAGACCCUAACGGAGAAAAGCACGUCAACUGUCCUCGGCAGAUCUCUGCUCUGCAUCAUAAAGACAUCAGUAUAUCUCUUGUGUCUGCCAGUGAUGGAGCUACAGUCUGUGUCAGUGAGAGGGGAGACAUUUAUCUCCUUACCGAAUACCAGUGCAAGAAGCUAGCAUCUAAGCAAUUAAACUUAAAGAAGGUCCAUGUUUCUGGAGGAAUUCUAGAUCAUAAGGCAGAUACACAAAGUCUCAAAGAAAAUGGUGGCCAGCCUGUUUGCUUUCUUGCCUUGGAUCAAGCCGGCAGAGUAUUUUGUUGGAAAUCUACCAGCAGUUCCAUUAAGCAGUGCCGAUGGGUUUAUGGGAGACAAGUAUUUAUGUCUGACUUUGCCCUAAAUAAGAAUGAAAUGCUGUUUGUCACACAAGAAGGAGAAGGAUAUAGUGGAAAGUGGAUGUCUGAAAGAAAAAUCCAUAUUGAUAAAAAAGAGCAUUCAGUAUCAGACUCUGCUCACCCCGAUUUGCACAGCAUGUAUGAAAGAAUUAGUCUUCAGAAGCUUCCCUUUGUCCACAGGGCUGUUAGUGUAACAACAGAUCCUAAUGGAUGUAACUUUGCUGUGUUGCAAUCUGAUCCAAAAACAAGCCUUUUUGAAGUUCCUGUUGUGUCUUCCUCCAUUUUUACUGAAGAUUUUAAGAAACUUCUUAAUGAAGUAGAUGAGUUGGAUAACAUCCAUGAUGUGACUUUCUUACUGGGUUCCCAAAGUUUUCCAGCACAUAAGUACAUUCUGGCCAUGAAAUGUGACUUCUUCCGAAGGCUGUUUUUUUCUGGGGACAGUAAUCAGAUUGAUUUUCCAGAUCUGUACCAUAAUGGGGAGGAUGCCGCGGGGUGUGAUGUGUUUGUUAUUGAGAAAAUUCCUCCUGGGCUUUUUACCUACAUCUUGCAGUUUGUGUACACAGACACAUGUGAUAUGUUAGUACAAGGUCACAAACCGAGAGCCAUUCAAAAUGAGAAAAUAGAAGAAAAUAAAGACAAUAUCAUCUCAGAUUUUCAGAAGAUUAGUUUUAAUGAAGAUAUGAAAGGAAAGUCUGCCUACGAGGUUUACAGGAACAGUGAGAUCUGUGCAGACAAUGAAAAGAAGAAAGGCAAAUCAAAGCCUUCCAAGAAGCCCAAAUAUGUUAGUGAAGAAACUAGCCCUGUGAAAAUGCUGCAGAAUCUAGCCAAGAGGUUUGGGCUGAGCAAUCUAAGUUCAAGACUGGAUGGAGUCAGAUAUGAAAAUGGAGCCAUAGUUGUUGUCCAGAAGAAGAGUGGGAACAAGCCAAGAUUCAGCCAACAUAAAUACUCUUCACUAUGUGAUGUGACCAUGAGGUCAGAAGAUGGAAAAGAAUUCCACUGCCAUAAAUGUGUUCUGUGUGCAAGACUUGAAUACUUUAAUAGCAUGCUUAGCAGCACAUGGAUUGAGGCAACAUGCUGUACGGCUCUAGAAAUGCCUGUCCACUCAGAUGUGUUACAUGUCAUUAUUGAUUAUAUAUAUACAGAUGAAGCUCCUGCUGUCAAAGGGUCUUCAAAUGUGGAAUUUAUUUGCAAUGUCCUAGUUAUGGCAGACCAGCUGCUCAUUGUUCGUUUGAAGGAGAUGUGUGAAGUCACUCUUACUGCAAAACUUACUCUGAAGAAUGCGGCUGAAUUACUGGAAUUUGCUGCUUUGUACAAUGCUGACCAGCUCAAACUUUCCUGCUUGCAGUUUAUAGGAUUAAACAUGGCAGCACUAUUGGAAGCAAGGUCUUUGGAUGUACUGAGUGAUGAUGUGCUUAAGGACCUGGCGGAAUCUUAUAGAAGAAUGAUCCCUGCCAUGGACAAGAGACUGAUCACACCAUACUUGGAUGGACCAGAUAUUAGCACCUUAGAGUUGGAAGAUGGCGACCGUGUCAUGUCUGCUGGGGAUGACUGUUUCUCUGAACAAACUACUCCGGAAACACUUUUCAAGAAAGCUAAAACAAGAUCCAAAAGGAAACCAAGGAAGCGAUCAGACAGCUCUGGAGGCUAUAACCUUUCAGACGUCAUCCAAAGCCCACCAUCCACAGGAGUUUUUAAAUCUGAAAAAAACAAUUCUGUAGAGUCGCUGCAGGACUUACUGACAUCUGAUUCUGAAGGAAGCUUUGUAGGCGCAAGUAGCCCCAGAGAAUUACAGUCACCUGACUUCACGGCCAACUUUAGCCCAGAAAAAAUUGAGGUAAAAAAUAAAAUUUGUGAUGCAAGUGUCAUCUCCUCGCCACCUCCAGCAAAUAGAUCUACUGUUAAAAAGAUGUCAAAAGUAACAGUUUCCUCUCCAAAAGCUAUCCCCAGCCCCGGGACUGCUCCAGCCAUUUCUCCUAACUGGGUUGCUGUAUCUUUCAGCCCCAUUAGUCCUCCAACUGUGGAUCUCAGAACAAUCAUGGAAUUAGAAGAAAGUGUACAGAAAUGUGGAGCUACGCCUAAGCUGAGUGCUGGAGGACAGAAGUCAGCAGUUCUUGGUACAAAGCUUUCUCAGAAGCAGAGGAAAAUGAUGGCAAUGUCCUUUAAGGAGAGUAAUGUCAGUGGAGAAUCUCCCACAAAUAAGGGUUCUACAGCUACAAAUAAGAAUACACCAAAGUCCUGGGCUUCCUCUUUACAUUUGGGGGGAGAAAAGAAGCCAUUCCGUGAGCUAUUUGAAGAACAAAAGUCUGUCAUCUUGAAUUCACUUGGAGAUACUGUCAAACAAAUUGCACACACAGAGGAAAUGGAUCCUCAUAAAUCUGCAAGAAAACAAUCUGAAACUGUGACCCAUGAAUCCAAGUUAAAAUGUGAUGCGCCACAGCAAGAGAGUUCCAAUCCAUGGCUUUUGUUAUUAAGCAAAAACACAGCAUCCGUGGUCCCUGUAACUUUUACCACCAUUGUUGAAGAAGAAAAACAGCAAGAAGCUGCCCUUAUUAGAAGCAGAGAGAAGCCUCUGGCCCUUAUCCAGAUUGAAGAGCGCGCAAUUCAGGAUCUGUUAAUUCAUUAUCAAGCACUAGACAACCCUGAUGAAUAUAUAACCAUUGAGCGGUCAGCACAAGGACCCAUGGCAGCGCCAGUAUGGAACAAGCAUUGAUUGUGACAUUGAGCUAUUAAAGAGAAAAUAGAUUAUAUAUAUUUUUUUUUUAAUUAUUAUUAUUAUUUUUUUCAAUGUGCGUGUGUGUUUGCAAGUAAAUGGGAUAAAAUGUAAACGCUACACAAGUGACAUAUAAUAAGUAGUAAGUAUUAAUUUUACUUUAUUGGCCAUACCCAGGUACAGACUUUACUUUUAAUUUUUCAUAUUUGCAAGUUUAAUAUCAUUGGGUAUUUAUGAUUUGUUCAGUAUAGACUGUUUGACAUACAGAAAAAAUUGUUACAUUACUGUUUCGAGUGAAAUGAGCCUUAUUGCAAAUAAAAGUGUGAAUUGAU